Lynx canadensis (Canada lynx) is the source of this 594-nucleotide messenger RNA. It is a transcript of the gene MS4A5, whose product is annotated as membrane spanning 4-domains A5. The record is from RefSeq and is a predicted model, not a curated record. Gene Ontology annotation, cellular component: plasma membrane. Gene Ontology annotation, biological process: cell surface receptor signaling pathway. NCBI's taxonomy places the organism in Eukaryota, Metazoa, Chordata, Mammalia, Carnivora, Felidae. The transcript is spliced from 5 exons. The coding region runs from base 1 to 594 and encodes 197 amino acids.
AUGGAUUCAAACUCUGCACACAAUCCUGUGUUUCUUGUAUUUCCUCCGGAGAUCACUGUUUCCAAGUUUCAGUCACCAGAGUUUAUAGCCACAACCUAUGAAUCCAGCGGCCCUUUUCCAAAAUCACUUACCACAAAAAUGAAAACCUUAGGGGCUAUCCAGAUCCUGUUUGGACUGCUGAACUUUUUCUUUGGAGUUGUUUUCCUUUUUACCCUUGAAAACCCAUACCCAAGGUUCCCCUUUAUAUUUAUUUCAGGAUAUCCAUUCUGGAGCUCUGUUUUGUUCAUUAAUUCUGGAGCCUUCCUAGUUGCACUGGAAAGAAAACCCACAGGAAGCCUGGUGAAGACAACCCAAGCAAUGAAUUCUCUUAGUGCCUUGGCAGCAACAGCUGGAAUUAUUCUCAUCGCACUUGGUCUCGUUCUAGAUCAAAACUACUUUUGUGGCCAUGAAGACACAAAUAGCCGGUGCCCGGCCAUUAAUACCCUAUUCAUUGGAAUUUUGAUUAUGUUGAUGGCCUUCAGCGUUAUUGAAUUAUUCAUCUCUCUGUCUUUCUCAAUUCUGAAGAGAUGCUUUUAUUGUUGCAACUGUGACUAA